Molecule: messenger RNA, 2609 nt
Organism: Cyprinus carpio (common carp)
Lineage: Eukaryota; Metazoa; Chordata; Actinopteri; Cypriniformes; Cyprinidae
Product: serine/threonine-protein kinase pim-2-like
Biological process (GO): regulation of mitotic cell cycle; negative regulation of apoptotic process; protein autophosphorylation
Cellular component (GO): cytoplasm
Molecular function (GO): protein serine/threonine kinase activity; ATP binding
Source: RefSeq, a predicted model, not a curated record
AAGAUUAUCACCUGAGAUAACACUUGAAGUUUGUCCAUAGAGCGACUUCUGAAACUGACCAUCAAAUACUAAGAAGGAUUGUGUCCAAAUGGCCGUGGUGCAAGUUGUACCUCUGGGUCUUGGUUGAAAUCAUGUUCUGGGGGCUCCUCCUUUCUACCUGCUAGCAUGAAUAAAAGGCAGAAGAAGAAAGGCAUCAGUGGGUUUAUUUAAAAGAAUGUGGCAGACUGUAAAAAGUGCAACACAAAACAAUGAAGUGGGCCCUCUUCUGCCACAGCCUAACACAAAUUUAGUGGGCCCUCAGCCAGAUCCAUCAGUUCUUGAGCCAGUGGUUCUACAGGUUCCAACCGAUCCUCAACCAAAUCAAUCCAAACUUAAAUCAAUGACUCUGCAGGACCCAGAUGAUCCUCAACCAGGUCCAUCUGUCCUUGAGACAGCAGUUCUGCAGGAUCCAGAUGAUCAUCAGCCGGAUCCAUCUGUUCUCAAGCCCACGGCUCUGCAGAAUCCAGUUGUUCCUCGUACAUUGCCACCUUGGCCUGUCCAGAGUUCUUUCAGGCGAAGAAGACGCAUUGGAGAUCCAGUUCCAUACAUCCCUCCAGCUACUCUUCCAUUUGGUGAACUUUAUGAAUGGGGAAGGUUAAUUGGAAAAGGAGGCAAUGGCUCUGUGUAUGAGGGGAUCCGGAAAUCUGAUGGCCAGAAGGUCGCCAUCAAAUUUAUUCCAAAGAGGACAAGCGACAAUUAUAUAAAAAUUCUUGGAUGUUUUGAGCCAGUGUUUGAAGAAGUGGCUAUAAAUCUGGUGAUGAAACAGCCCCCACCAAGUCCAUACAUAGUGUAUAUGCUGGAAUGGUUUGAAGAGGAAGAUGAUUACAUCCUCAUUCUGGAGUAUCCAUGGCCCUGCAAGAGUUUGCGCAGAUUCCUCAGUGACAACAGGCCACGAGUAAAUGAAUCACUGGCACGUGGCCUGAUGAUCCAAGCGGUCCUCGGAGCAAAGCACUGUCUUGACCGUGAGGUCUUCCAUUGCAGCAUUAAAGAAGACAACAUGCUGGUCAAUACAUCCACAAUGGAACUCAAAUUAAUAGACUUUGGCGGCAGUUGCCUCGUCAAUCCUUCUGGCUUCGAAAAUGGACAUUUAGGAGGUUGCCGCCCACCUGAGUACCCCAGUGAAUAUCAUGCAGGCCCAACAACAGCCUGGAGUCUGGGUGCCAUGCUUUACUCAAUGGUCACCGGAAAUAAUCCUUUUAAGACUGCAUUUGACAGAAUGAUAGCCAAUGUGACGAUCGACCACACAUUAUCCAGAGAAUCCCAGGAUUUGAUAAAUCGGUGCCUGACUCGUGACCCUGCAGAGAGAGCAACUUUAGAGGAGAUCUCACAGCAUGAAUGGUUUCAACAGGGACAAAUGUCAGGAGUAGCUCAGGAGUCAGGUAGCGUAACUUAGGGAAGGCAGAAGAGAAAUCCUAAAUUAUUUUAGUGAAAAGCAAGCAGUGCUUCAAUUUUUUCUUUCUAUUUAUUAAUUUGGAAGAUACUCCAAAUCAGUCCCAGUGAGGAAAAACAGCACAAACCAUUCAGCACAAAGUCUUCAGAGGGUCGAGUUUAGUUAAACAGUAAGCAGCAAACUUGGUGCACAAAAAAGGAAAAGCAAAUUACUAUAGCAAAUAGAAAAAAAACUCUGAAGAGCUAAUCUUGUGCACAAAAAAGAAGAAAAGUCUUUGAGGAAGUCUGAAAUCAUAAAUCUAGUUAAAUUAUUGGGUAGGAUUUCCUUAAUAAAUCAUUAAAAAAAUGUUUCUCGAUCAGAAGGAAAGACAUGAGUGGUUUUACAGUUAUGAUCGACCAAAAGGUAAUAGAAACAGUUAGUGAUUUUAAUUUUUUAGGUGUUAUUUUGGAUUCUCAAUUAAAAUUUGAUGUGCAUGUAAAGAGGCUUUGUAAAACCAUCAGAACAAACCUGAAUUGCUUUUAUAUUAUUUUAAAAGCCUAACCAGGGACUGUGGCUGCACAUUAGUUGUCCCUGCUAAAAUAAUAAUAAUAAUAAUAAUAAUAAUAAUAAAACAGUGAAUGAAGUUUAUCAUUUGUAAUAAAAUAAGAACAGGUUAUAAAAUUAGGUCUAACAAGAAUAUUCAGAUAUAGAAAUGUAAUUAAGUGUGAAAUAAGUUAACACUGCAAAGUUUUUGCUGUAUAAAUUAAGUAUAAAUUUUUGUUGUUGUCAGAUAUUUAUAGGCUGCUGUCACUUUAAGACUGAAUGCACAGAUAUAAUAAUAUACAUUCGAUUUUUAUUCUAAUUUCCUUCUCUUCAAGACAUAACCAGUUGUGUUUAUGAAAAAAUUUGACUAGAAUUUUGAGGUAAUUUAGUAUAUGUCCGCUCAAGCGCAAGGAGAAAUUCUGUUCACAUGCUUUCUGAAACAUGACCCUCUGUGUUCUCAUCAAUAAACAGCUUACAAAAGAUUCACCAACUUAAAUCCUUAUGAAGUUCUUGUGUAGCAGGCUAUAUAGUUCAUCAAUGUCUAAUUACAUAAAUUAGGCAGAAUUCUAGUUUUUAGUUAGGCCUAUUUGAGUAAUUUAUCGGUUCACAUUUGACUGUCCUCCUAAACAAGACUUUUAAUUCAAAAAACCUCUGUCCU